Oryza sativa Japonica Group (Japanese rice) is the source of this 1310-nucleotide messenger RNA. Lineage: Eukaryota; Viridiplantae; Streptophyta; Magnoliopsida; Poales; Poaceae. The record is from RefSeq and is a predicted model, not a curated record.
AUAGGCCCCCGGGGCCCAGUGCCAAGAGCCAUCCAUCCCUUCUCACGCCGCACACACUGCGGCCCCUGCAUCGCUAGCGUGAGCGAGAACGAGAACGAGAGACGCACGUAGUGGUACCUUUUGCGAACGGUAGCGAGAGCGAGAGAUCGCGUGGUUUUUUUUGAUCGCUAGCUGUGUUAGCCAUGGCGCCGGGUGCUGGGUCGUCGUCGUCGGCGAGGAGGGGCAGGCGCGUCGCCGCCGCCGAGCCGCCCCGCCGCGCGCUCAGGAUGCGCGCGUCGUCGCCGAUGUACUACACGUCCGACGACGAGGACUUGCCGGAGAUUGUCCUGACGCCCCCGGCUCCGGCGCCGCCGCGCACCGGUACCCGCUCGCUGCGGAUGCACGCGUCGCCGCCCGACUAUGGGCGCCGCCGUACCAACCGACCCCGCCGUAAGAAAGAACGAACUCGAUCGAAUGCAUGUUUCGGUUUCAUUUCCGGUAGAUCUGUGAUUUGAUGUGUCGUGCUUUGAGUUUUCUUGACGGAGAUCUGAUGUUUUAAUUUGUUGUGUGUUUGUGUGUACGCAGGCGUGGCACGGACGAGGUCGCCGCCGGUGGUGCAGGAGGCGGAGAGGGAGCCGCCGGCGCCGCAGCAGCCGGCGGCGGUGGUGGUGGAGCGCGUGUUUUACAUGGUGGGUAGCCCGCCGGACGUCAUCACGGCCACGGGGGAAGGGCCGGGGGGGCGCACGGUGGCGGGCUUCCGUUGCAGGAGGCUCACGUCCACGCGCACCCUCGUCGACGGCGAGGACGCCGCCGCCCGCGCCGCCGCCAUCAGCGGCGCCCGCGCCCUGGUCAUGUGCAGCUGCCACGGCGCGCCCUUCACCCACGCCGAGUUCCUGCUCCACGCCGGCGGCACCGACCUGGGCCGCAACGUCACCGGCUACCCGUGGCUUGGCGACGAGAUGGAGCUGACUCCUCCCGGCGCCGGCGGCCCCCAUCUGUAGGUUCGCCGCGGAGGUGGCCAGCCGUCGUCGUCGACGACGACGACGACCGCGGAGUGGCGUCUGCGGCGGCGCGCGGCGGAGGCGGCGGCGAGCAACGCAUGGUCCGGGGAGAGCUUUGAUCUGAUGCAGUGUGUCCGUUUUCAAUGCCAGUCUUCGCUCUUAGCUACUUGCAGUUGACUGCUGUCUCAGUCUGACUGUCAAGUUUAUCUUUAAUUUUCGCAAGUUUACUUUCAUGUUUCUAAAUUAUCAGUUGUAAUCGUCGAUCGAUGUAAUAGCUCUAGAUCUCCCGGAUCAAUAAUAUGAAAACUGCAUCUUUGUUUUUUAAGAAAA